Molecule: messenger RNA, 993 nt
Organism: Lottia gigantea (owl limpet)
Lineage: Eukaryota; Metazoa; Mollusca; Gastropoda; Lottiidae
Exons: 3
Coding region: 1-993 (330 amino acids)
Source: RefSeq, a predicted model, not a curated record
AUGUCAAUACGAAGCCUAGUUCGGUUCCAACUUGUUGGCAGUGCCGACAGCCGGGUCAUAUGCCCCACGGGACAGUCAGUAGGUCCUUAUUUCAAUGGUUGGAGUCCCAAAUUACGGGUACAUGAAUUGGUAGGUCAGUUAAACUUAGCGAAAGUAGAAAUUGCAAAUAAACUUUCAACUGCUUUGUUGGACACUGGGUCAAUGAUAUCAACUGUUGAUAGUCACUAUUAUUAUUCAUUUCUCUCAUCAUUUCCUUUAUACCCUUUAGAUGACUUAUUAGAGGUACGUUUAGCAGGUGGUCAUAGAUUAUGUUAUACUGGAUAUAUUGAGGUUCCGUUUCAUAUUCCAUUUUCUAAUUUUUAUAUUUCAGCAUUAUUUCUUGUUGUCCCUUCUUCUACAGUAAGCACAAAUGUACAUUUUAUUAUUGGAACUAAUAUUCUUGAUAGAAUUCCAGAUGAAGAUGUUAAAGCCCUUAACUCAGCUUGGAGAGCAGCUGUUUCUGUUUUUGGUAGGCAAAAGAAUGGUACUGAUAAAAUUUAUCCACUUCGUACUUUUAGAAGUGUGAAGAUAGCCCCUAAUUCAUCUACAUGUAUCUCAUGUUCGGUAAAUGUUCCAAGUCCUUUUCCUGGUCGUUAUUAUUUUGUUUCUGAUGAUAUUUCUACCCCAAGUUCCCUUCAGGUGCUACCAGGAAUUUUUGAAAAUGGUUCGUCAACUCAGUCAACUAAACGUUUUAAAGUUAAAGUCCAGAAUACGUCAAAUAAAUAUGUUACUAUUCCAGAGUUUAAUCUUGAUGAUCUUUCAAAUAGGUUUUCAAAAGCUGAACAGGAUCAACUUCGUGAAUUACUUUGUAAGUAUAAAGAUAUAUUUGCUAAAACUGACCUUGAAUUAGGGAAAACGGAUCUAAUUCAGCAUGAAAUUCAUUUAUCUGAUGAGUCAACAUUCAAAGAGAGACAUCGCAGGAUACCACCAUCUAUGUACCAAGAGAGUUUAUAA